Messenger RNA from Exaiptasia diaphana, 2669 nucleotides. RefSeq lists its product as uncharacterized. The transcript is spliced from 18 exons. Gene Ontology annotation, biological process: response to endoplasmic reticulum stress. Gene Ontology annotation, cellular component: endoplasmic reticulum lumen. The coding region runs from base 30 to 2369 and encodes 779 amino acids. Gene Ontology annotation, molecular function: protein disulfide isomerase activity; protein-disulfide reductase activity. Lineage: Eukaryota; Metazoa; Cnidaria; Anthozoa; Actiniaria; Aiptasiidae. The record is from RefSeq and is a predicted model, not a curated record.
GGUUGUUCUUUUCGCAGCAAAAAUCCUUUAUGAAGAGGAUAUCAGCUGUGAACUCAGAGAGUAUAGCGAAGCUUGUAUUAGGACACCAUGGUACCACAGUUGUUGGAAUACCUGGAUAUUAUUUCCAGGAAUACCUGGAGGACUUACUAAACAAGAUAAGAAAGAAAUGGAAAAGUUCAGUUCAAGUUGCUAUUGUACCAUCGUCAUCUGAUGAUGAAAGCGAGAUCUGUCAGUCUUUUGGUGUUCAGGAAUUUCCUGCUCUCUUAAUUUUUGAUAGACAAGAAUGGGAUGAAAACCAACAACCAGGUGUUGUCUUACAAGGACAACUUAAUGCUGGCUUUCAACAAGUCAAACUUGAACUUGCCAUCAGAGACAGUCAAUGUACAGUUCUAAACAUGGGAAAUUUUGAGAAAGAAGUGCUUGAGACAGAGAUCCCAAUGUCACCUAUAGCUGUUACUUUUUAUUCUCAUAACAACUUAAGGUCAAUAUCUUACAUGGAUGAUAUAUUAAAAACAACUGUAAAAGGGUUUGGAGCCAUUGAUGCUUCAUUUCGGUUUGGUAUGGUUAACUUGGCAAACAGUAUACAAGUUAUCAGACAUGUCAAUGCAUCAUUGGUCUCUUCUUUUCCAUUCACUGUUGUUUUCUGGCAAGAAAAACAAUCUGGUGAAUCCAAUUAUAUAAUAAAACAAGCAGCRCUAACCAAGGGAAUCCCAACAGUAGAAACUCUGUAUAAUUUCCUUGUGUCACAUGAUGUGCCGUUAUCACUAGAUGAGGAUACAGAUUUGUCAUGGCUUGAAAGAAAGGAGUUGACUUGUGGAACAACAGAACCAACUGACAAUAAGUGUGAGAUCAGCGAUGGUAAUAUCACAAACAGUGACUUCAUAACAAAUGCCCAGGUGUUUGGUCCAGAGUUAGCACCGACUGGAUGGACUGACUUUGAGAUUACUGCACCCCCUGACAAUAAAUCAACACCAGAUCAUGCGAUACCAUUUGUAACAGACAAGACCUGGGCUGCAACAAUAGAACAAUCAGUCAAACCAACCAAAACAUAUGGAAUUCCCCUCACAAACCAACAGCACUCAAAACCUUAUCGUAUCUCACUGGUUGUUUUUGUGAAGGAUAACUGUGGAUAUUGCACAAAGAUUAUGCCASUGUUACAAGACAUGGCCAACCAAGUCAAACUUAUCGGUGUGUCCAUGUAUCUUAUGAACUGCUCUACCGAUCCAGUUCACUGCAAAAAGCACGGUAUAACAGGGUUCCCAACCCUAACUGCUUUCCGUAGCCUUAGCUGGGCGUUAGCAGGGCACUGUUUUCCAACAGGACAGAGGUCGCGGUACAUACGUGUAGAUUAUCAUGGUGCUAUMGUGACAUCUUUAUUGCUCGAUUGGUUGUCCAGUAUUAAUACUCCUGCAGUUAAUAAGGAAUACAUGUAUACUCACCUUCCUGAUAAUAUGGAGGAUGACGUAUACUUGGUUGCCACCCUAUACACGCGGUCGUUGGCACGUCGGUACCUGUCAUCGACACUGAUUGACAAGUGGUACUCCUACCAGUGUUAUACACUAGUAUGUGAACUGCUGUAUGGCCUGGUGCCGUGUUACGCAAUCUAUACACGUGACGUAGUUGAUCACGUGGCUGGCACGAGGAAUGAUAAGGAUCUUAUAGUCUCCAAGCUUUCCAUUCAGCGUAAAGAUGGUGUUCGUGCUAAUAUCUUCGAGCUUGGUUAUAGUCUUGCAUUCACUCUCAAUCAUGACAGAAAUUCCAGACUCCAUUCGUUUCACAAACCUCACAGGUACAACCUUCCUAAUGACUUCAAAUGUGAAGACGAUCACAGGACAUGUACAGACUACRUUGUGCAGUUCGUUCGCGAUCAUAGACGACUUCCUGUCACCCAGAUCACCACGGCCAUAUUUCACACAAAKACUGGGGCUCAASACACAAGUGAUGUGUUCUCUCAAAACCUUCCCGUCAUGCUUAUUCUGGCUCACCGUCAGAACAUAUCACGUGACAGUGUCUUCUACAGGGAGUUAAUUUCUGCCGCGUAUACGAUGUAUCAAGACAUAGUAUUUGCUACUGUUAAUGUCGACGAGUUUUCAUACUGGGCAAGUAGGUUUGUUCCUAAAGACUACGGAAGCAAAUAUGCGUACGACACGUCUUUCUUGCCAACACUCUUCCACUACCCUCGGCUAUGUAUCGUUCGAUGGCACGACCAUCAGCAUGCUGCUUUUUAUCCUCCCGUGGAUGAAAUGGAAAGAUUGGGGACUAGAGUCCAGGAUAGACUCAAUAAGAUUGAYGCGCAGCAGAUUAUAAAGUUUGCUCAAAACUUUUUAAAGAAUCCCGAAAAGGUUGCUGUUAGAACAGAAAUGUUUUAAUUUACUGUCCGCAGAUGUUUCUAAUGGUAUUAUGACAAAACUAGGAAAAACACAUCAAAGAACAUAUGAGUAAUGCAUUUAGAGGAUUCACUGAUCUUAAUAUUUAUUCUGUGGGAAACAAAUGGCUACUAGAACGCAGAACGUGUUUCAUCUCAGAUCGACAGGACUGUGUUGUUUCAAUAUUUAUACCAAUCGAUGUACAGUGUAGAUAAUUUCUAUAUUUAUGUAGAUAAAAUCUUUAUAUUGUAAAUACAAUGUUUUUGCAAAAAAAAUAAACAAUACAUGAAAUAAAAUAAAUAA